GUAAUGAUUUAAAUCUUCGAUGCUGAGUGUUGGUGCUCCGGCGACAUCCACUGAGAAAUAGCCCUACGUGCUUGCGGACGCCUUUUGAUAUUUUUUCCCAUCUUCUCUCUCUUCCUCUUCUCUUCUCGAAGCAGCUUCUUCUUAAAAUCCCAACGUUUUGCUUGUUUUCUGGGUUUUUUUCUUUGACCAUGGCUUGUUUUGGUGUGAUUUUGGUGCUUUCCUCUGAUCUUUGCAGUGUUUCUCUGGUGUUGGAGGCUAAACGUCUCCGAGGGCGCAAAAAUAGUUUUGAUUUUCAUCUUUGAGGAUUUUGUUUUUCUAAUAGCAGGCACUGCUGCAGGACUAGGAUGACUGGGAAGACCCAGACCAGCAACGUGACCAACAAGAAUGACCCACGUUCCCUCAACUCACGCGUCUUCAUUGGAAACCUCAACACGGCCGUGGUGACCAAGGCUGACAUUGAGGCCAUCUUCGCCAAAUACGGCAAGAUAGUGGGCUGCUCAGUGCACAAGGGCUAUGCCUUCGUUCAGUACGCCAGUGAGAGGAACGCCAGGGCAGCUGUGGCCGGGGAGAAUGCCAGGGUCAUCGCUGGACAAUCACUAGAUAUCAACAUGGCAGGAGAGCCCAAGCCGUACCGGCCUAAGAUGGGCUCCAAGAGGCCUCUCUCAUCCCUCUACAGUGGCUACGAGUUUGACUAUGACUACUACAGAGAUGAUUUCUACAGCCGACUCUUUGAGUACCACGGCCGUGUUGUGCCCCCGACCCGAGCUGUGAUCCCCAUCAAACGGUCACGACUAGUUGUCCCAUCCACACGCAGAGCCAAAUCCUCUUUUCCAGUCAGGGCCUGUUCUUCCUCUUCCUCCUCCUCCUCCUCCUCUUCCCGAGCACUCAAUGUCGGCUCUUCCAUCACUGGCCCUAAACUGAAGACAGACCAACUCCUAACAAUCAAGAAGGAGCUAUCACAGAUCAAGACCAAGAUCGACUCACUGCUGGGGAGGCUGGAGAAGAUUGAGAGGCAACACCGUUCUGAUGCUGAGAUUCAGAGGAAACAGGAGGAGGUGUGUGAGUGUCUCCAUGGUGAUGCAGCAGACCACUCCGGUGGAGAGGAAGUGGAGGGGACGGCUGAGGUCGAGGCAGGGGAGAUGACGGACGGCGGUGAAGACGACUUUGAAGAUGAAGGCACCAGCGACAUGAUAGAGAACCACAUAUCAGACAUUGACAACUGAGCAAGUUGGGAAAAAAGAUGCCUACAAUGCAAGAAGUUCAGAGAACAGAUACCAGCAAAACCUUCUUGAUCAAGGAGGUGUCUUUGACGUGAAAGGAAAGCAAUGAGGGACGUGACUGACAGCCUAGGAAGAGUUUUUCAAACUUGUUUGUUGCUUGUUUGCCUCAUUAGAACAUGACACUCCUGAUGUGUACUUCAUCAAAAUGCUGGGUAUGAAUAUUCUCCAGUCUACUGCAAGAUCAACUGCAAAGAGCAAUCAGUAAUUUCCACUCAAACUGAUAGCCUUUCUGAAAAAUACGGACAACGCAGUGUAUUUUGUCCUUAAUAUAUUAUGGUCUGUAUUGUGCAUAAAAAUGCAGUUAAGUGAUCAGUCAGAUGAAACUGAAAUGAUCUCUUUUGUUGUACCUCAAAUUUAUGUUUUUUUUUCUGUGCAUUGAGAACUGUGACAUGCCAUGAUGCUGGCAGAGAGCUAAAUCUGACUGUAAGAGUAAUGCAUUCUCUUUGACACUCAAUAAUUAUGUGAUUUGUUUUAUUUACUUUGCUUGAUUUACUACAUUUUAACGAAAUGUACCGUCUGUAAUUUAUUCACAAUGUCUUCAAACCCUAUUGUAUGCAUACUGCGUUUGUAAUUUGUUCUACAUGAUAAGAUCCAUUUUGAAUUCUUUACAUUCUGUUUAUAAAAAUGAAAAGAUUUGCUAUUAGCAUGUUUAAAAUGUGGCUAUUAUGGAUCAUUUGUAUUGAUUAUGUCUGUUGUACAGCCAUGGAUGAUUAGAGUUUUUGACAUAAACCUGCUCCCACCCAAAAAAAGGUGUUGUC
This is a messenger RNA of Amphiprion ocellaris (clown anemonefish), 2038 nucleotides long. Its product is annotated as RNA-binding Raly-like protein. The coding region runs from base 345 to 1223 and encodes 292 amino acids. The record is from RefSeq and is a predicted model, not a curated record. Gene Ontology annotation, cellular component: nucleus. The transcript has 9 exons. Lineage: Eukaryota; Metazoa; Chordata; Actinopteri; Pomacentridae. Gene Ontology annotation, molecular function: RNA binding.